GUGAGCUGGCUCCCGACUCCCUUUCUCUUGCUAAUUCGAGCCUCCCCGGCUCGGCUUUCCUUUGCAAAAGUCACUUCCUGGUGUGCGGUGCUUCCUGUAUGCUCCGCCGCCCCCACAGUCUGGAGCACCAGACCACAGCUAGCUAUAGGAUCUCAUCCUAACGAGGACCUCACCCGGCAAGAGCUCCAGGUACUCAUGGAUACCGCCAAGCCUCGCUCAGACACAGUCGUCCCCAGUGUGACCUCAUUCCACGUGAAUGGCUGGACUUGGAUGUGCUUUGGCCAAUACAAUCUGAGUAGAACAGACACAACAAACGGCUGUCAGCCAGUCCAAGCAGCUCUGAGAGCUGUACUAUGGGGCUGGAGAGAGCGCUCACUGCUCUCGCAGAGGAAGGAAAGUUCAAUUCCCAGCUCCCACACCCCGCAGCUCAGGACUUCCUGUAAGGCUAGCUCCAGUGUUAUCCGACACCUCUGGCCUUUAUCCACCUGUAGAAACCCACAGGCUACACACAGACACAUAAUUUAAAAUAAAACUUAAGCUCUUCCGGUCCCAGACGCUGAGGGAGCCGCGGGUUACUAUGCAAACAUGGCCAAGUCCAAGAACCAUACCACACACAACCUGUCCCGCAAAUGGCACAGAAAUGGCCUCAAGAAAGCCCGGUCACAAAGGCAUGAAUCUCUUAAGGGGGUGGACCCCAAAUUCUUGAGGAACAUGCGCUUUGCCAAGAAGCACAACAAGAAAGGCCUGAAGAAGAUGCAGGCAAACAAUGCAAAGGCAGUGAGUGUGCAAGAGGCCAUCAAAGCCCCUUUGAAGCCUGCAGCUGUUAAACCCAAGAUGCCAAAGGCCCCUGGCCACAAACACAGCCACCUGGCUUUCAUCGCUCACCCCAAGCUUGGGAAGCAGAUUCGAAGCUACAUGGCCAAGGGUCUUAGGCUCUGCAAAUCAAAGCCCAAGGUUCAAACCAAGGCAGAGGCCACAGCUUCAGCUAAGGCCCAGACUCCAGCUCCAGCUCAGGCUCCCAAAGGUGCCCAGGCCCCUGUGAAGGCCACGUAGGAAAUGGUUCUACUAAUGUGAAGACAGACGGACUGGUGUGACACACCCACCUACACACUAUGACCAGUGUCCUAUGCUGUUUUUACAA
Meriones unguiculatus (Mongolian gerbil) is the source of this 1141-nucleotide messenger RNA. RefSeq names its product large ribosomal subunit protein eL29-like. The coding region runs from base 586 to 1053 and encodes 155 amino acids. Lineage: Eukaryota; Metazoa; Chordata; Mammalia; Rodentia; Muridae. Gene Ontology annotation, biological process: cytoplasmic translation. The record is from RefSeq and is a predicted model, not a curated record. The transcript is spliced from 2 exons. Gene Ontology annotation, molecular function: structural constituent of ribosome. Gene Ontology annotation, cellular component: ribosome; cytosolic large ribosomal subunit.